AUGUCUGGGGGCUGGGGCCGGGAUAUGAUGGACUACGGAGGCGGCGGGGCCGGCAUGUCCGGAGGGGGCGGCCGGGGAGGCGGGAGCGGCGGCCGCAUCUACGUGGGCAACCUGCCGGCCGACGUGCGCGAGAAGGACCUGGAGGAGCUUUUCUACAAGUACGGCCGCAUCCGUGACAUCGAGCUGAAGAGCAAGCGCGGGCUCGCCCCCUUCGCCUUCGUCCGCUUCGAGGACCCCCGAGAUGCAGAAGAUGCAGUUUAUGGGAGGAAUGGCUAUGAUUAUGGUCACUGUCGCCUACGCGUUGAGUUUCCCAAACCUUCCAGAGGACGGGGUGGAGGCUUUGGUGGGGGGCCUCGUGGGAGGAAUGGCCCUCCUUCACGGCGUUCCGAAUUCCGAGUCCUUGUUUCAGGGUGA
Podarcis lilfordi (Lilford's wall lizard) is the source of this 414-nucleotide messenger RNA. Lineage: Eukaryota; Metazoa; Chordata; Lepidosauria; Squamata; Lacertidae. The record is from the annotation of a GenBank genome assembly.